This is a messenger RNA of Rhizoctonia solani, 435 nucleotides long. Its product is annotated as Transposon Tf2-7 polyprotein. Gene Ontology annotation, molecular function: chromatin binding. Bases 1 to 435 code for a protein of 144 amino acids. Lineage: Eukaryota; Fungi; Basidiomycota; Agaricomycetes; Cantharellales; Ceratobasidiaceae. Gene Ontology annotation, cellular component: pericentric heterochromatin. Gene Ontology annotation, biological process: negative regulation of transcription by RNA polymerase II; chromatin organization. The record is from RefSeq and is a predicted model, not a curated record. The transcript is spliced from 2 exons.
AUGACCAAAGAAAGGAUGGCAGGAACCAAAGGCAUAACCCCAGAAUACUCUGUAGAUCCCAAGCGUCUAGGCCCCUUUGAAAUCACGGAAAAAAUCUCAAGCCAUGCGUACCGCCUGAAGCUCCCUGAUACCCUGAAAAUCCAUGUUGUGUUCUACAUAGGGUUACUGUCCAAAGCACACAAGUCUCCUAGUCAGCCGUUCCCAGAAAAACCCCCUCUGGAAACAAUAGAAGGGGAAGAAGAAUACAAGGUUGAGCAAAUCAUUGACUCCAAGCAACAACAGGGAAAAUGGUUUUAUCUGAUAAAAUGGAAGGGUUAUGGGCCAGAAGACAAUUCCUGGGAACCAGAUGAACUGUUGGAACACAGCCAGGAAGAGAUCAAGCGCUUCAACCAAGCUAGACUCAGAAAGGCUUGUGACGCUGCCAAGAGCCUUUAA